AUGAGCAAAGGAGAUUAUUUCUUGGUGGUGCAAACCAUCGAAACUGGUAAGCCAGUAUUAACGGUAGUGCCACAUAAAUGGGUUUGCGGAAAUACUCUUUUGUGGCCCAACAAGCAAGCAAACGAGCUCCGUAAAAAUGCAGCAUCAACACCAUCGCCUUCGUGGAUAAAAAUGUCUUGCUCGAUCAAGCGUAAAUUUAUCCCUACAUUCUCUGAGGCUGAGCAAGAGGCUGACGAUCUUUCUGGCCAAUCUACGGAUGCAUCGGACUUUGUUGUCAAGCGCAGAAAAACUGCCAAAACAGCCUCGAUUAAAAAACCGCUUGAUCUGAAUCAUAUGAUAAAUGACAAUCAAGUAUUGGAGCAAGCAACACAGUCUGUCGCACAGAAACAUCCUUCGAAUGUUGUGUCCACUGAUCCGCGUGUAUCCGUUGUCGCCCAGCCAGUCGAACAGAUUUACUGUCAUCCGGAUAUGAAUAAUUUGCUGGAAAAAACUCAAGGACCUGGGCUGAUUUCCCAAUCUGCACCUAUAACAGAUGCGUCCAACACAUUAGUGGCGCCGAUGGAUACAAUGGUGACGGAAGGAUACGUUGUAAACAUUCAGCAGCCCGAUGCAGACAGAAUCAUCAGAGAAGUUUCGGAUAAGAUCGAACAGGUCUGUACAAGAGUGGCUACAGAGGCGACUAACUCAGUACUUGGCUCAAUCCAAGUAAUGUUGGCUAAAACAUCAAUGUUGGAGAUGAAAAUAGAUGCUGUUUCUCGCAGUAAUACAUGUUUGCAUGAUCAAGAGCCAUCGUCGUCUUUCCAGUUUUCUCCAGUGACAACUAUUGAAGGGCUGGACAAUCUGGAAGAAAAUCUGGAAAAUGAUGUGUACGCCAAACAGUUGUUUGCAUACAUGAAAAGGAUAAUUGGACAUAGUGGCGAUGAUUGUAAUGGACUCAAUAUUGCUUAUGGUCUGGUUGAUCACAUCUUCGACAGGAAGUUAAUGCUUGUCUGUUCUUGGACUGGAGAAAGUAAAGGAGAAACCACUAAAGAGUAA
Molecule: messenger RNA, 1035 nt
Organism: Armigeres subalbatus
Lineage: Eukaryota; Metazoa; Arthropoda; Insecta; Diptera; Culicidae
Exons: 6
Coding region: 1-1035 (344 amino acids)
Source: RefSeq, a predicted model, not a curated record